CAUUUAGGCAGAAGUCAUGUGAGCUCCUGAGCUGCAGGGACAGAGACGGAGGAGAACGCGUGCAUCAGAGCAGAGUGCUGCCGGAGCCCUGGCAGGGGGAGAGGGAGGCAGAGAGAGCCUGGGAGGGAAAAGGCGAAGUGGUGGGAGCUGGAACAGCAGCAACUGCUGCUAGCACGCCACUGCUCCUGCCCGGGAAUUGGCUCGGCUGCCAGCACGCAUCUCCAGAGGUGCAGGUGCCUCAGGUUCAAAAGUCCGAGAAGACCUGUGGUACUUCCAGGAGCUACGGUGGUGCUUUUUUUCCUGUGAAGAACAUCUGUCUGAGGACUCUGUUCCUUCCUCUGGACUGAAAGAGCACACUUGCCUCCUGCAGCCUGCGCUCUCCUGCUGGUCUCUCUCCUGCCCGUGGGGGCCGUGGCCCCUAUGGAUGCCCCCGUACAGAUUUUCCGUGAGGAGCCGGACUCCACCUGCUCGCCGGGGCCCUGUCGCCCCCCCAGCACCAGCAGCAGCUGGCCCCUGGGCUGGGCAGACUACGACAACAACGCCACCGGGGCCUUUGGGGACAGCCAGCACAACCACACCAGCAUCUCCCCUGCUAUCCCCAUCAUCAUCACCGCUGUCUACUCAGUGGUCUUCGUGGUCGGCUUGGUGGGAAACUCUCUGGUCAUGUUUGUCAUCAUAAGGUAUACAAAGAUGAAGACAGCAACCAACAUCUACAUUUUCAAUUUGGCUAUGGCAGAUGCCCUAGUUACCACAACUAUGCCUUUCCAAAGCACAGAGUACCUGAUGAACUCUUGGCCAUUUGGGGAUGUGCUGUGUAAAAUAGUUAUUUCGAUCGACUACUAUAACAUGUUUACCAGCAUAUUCACACUGACCAUGAUGAGUGUUGAUCGAUACAUCGCUGUGUGUCACCCUGUGAAAGCUCUGGACUUCCGUACUCCACUCAAGGCGAAGAUAAUCAAUAUCUGUAUCUGGCUGUUGUCCUCAUCUGUUGGUAUAUCUGCAAUAGUUCUCGGAGGUACCAAAGUCAGGGAAGAUACCACGAGCACUGAAUGCUCCUUGCAAUUUCCAGACAGAGAUUACGUGUGGUGGGACAUCUUCAUGAAAAUCUGUGUCUUUGUCUUUGCAUUUGUUAUUCCAGUCCUUAUUAUAAUUGUUUGCUAUACUCUGAUGAUCCUGCGCCUUAAAAGUGUACGGCUUCUCUCAGGGUCUCGAGAGAAAGAUCGAAACCUGCGCCGCAUUACCAGGUUGGUUCUCGUAGUUGUGGCAGUUUUUAUUAUCUGUUGGACUCCUAUUCAUAUUUUUGUGCUGGUUGAAGCAUUAGGGGAUGUGUCCCACAGUACUGCUGCUAUAUCCAGCUAUUAUUUCUGUAUCGCUUUGGGUUACACCAACAGCAGCCUCAAUCCAAUCCUGUAUGCUUUUUUGGAUGAAAAUUUCAAGAGAUGUUUCAAGGACUUCUGCUUCCCCCUUAAGAUGAGGAUGGACAGGCAGAGCACGAGCAGAGUCAGAAACACUGUGCAAGACCCAGCUUAUAUGCGGGAAACAGAUGGGACAAACAAACCUGUAUGACUAGUCGUGGAAAUGUCGUCUUACUGUCCUCAAGAGAGAGAAGAAUCCAAUGAUCUAGGACUGACGCAGAUUACCACUGCAGUUUGAGCUAGACUCACCUAGACAGAUAUUUUUGGAAUACUUAAGAAAUCCUAGUAGUUUGAACUAAAGCAAGUUAUUUAUUGACAAGCAAGAACCUCCUGAAACUAAACUCAAAUGAAGAGGACCUGAGGUUUUGGCAUCGUGUUUUCUGUAGUUGAUCGGGUACUAAUGCACACUUUUGAGGAGAGGAGAGAUGCUUAAUAUUGUACCACUUUACUCUGGAUAAAGAAAGCUCUGAGUUUCCUCUUUACGCUAUAUAAUAUAAUAUUAAAUGACAUUUGGCUAUAACACCAAGUUAUGCCAAAAACAAAGUUUUGCCCCAACAUUGAUUGCUUCUGAAGUAUGUAGUUUGACAACUUGAUUUAUCAUACUCUUUUACAGUGAAGAGUGUAGGUUUCUGCAGAACACUGCCAGAACUAUAAUCAAUAUUAUCCUCAACUAAUAUAUUUGUAACUUUUGUCUGUUCUGUGGAAAUUCAAUUUAAGCAUGAUCUGCCUACAUACCAAAGUGAUUUUGUUAUGUCUGUAUAUGGUAAAGCAUUGCAGUAUUUAAAAUACCGAGACUUAAGGAAAAUUGUUAGCAUAUUUUUGCAUGUGUUGAAUCACCUCUGUGUAACAUUUUCUAUGUGUGAUUUUCCAAGAUGUUUGUAUACUUAUGAUUGUGGAUAAUGUAAUAUACAUUUCCAGAGUGUAUUUUCAACAAGAGACUAGAAAAUUGUACAUUCUUCACUUGUUAAAAAAAUGAUGAGUAACUGUGCCGCAUUCAUUAUAUGGGAAUAAAUAAUCACAUUCCAUUUUCAGUAAAGGGGACAUACUUAAAAAUAGUUCUGUACUUGUUUUCCUGGGCAACUUGUAAGCAGACCGAAAUAAAUAUUUGAAGAGUUGUUAGAAACUACUGAAUUAGCAAACACAUUAACUGGAUUGAUAAAGAGGAGAUGAAGAUUAAAUAAGCUGGAUGGUUUAA
This is a messenger RNA of Anas platyrhynchos (mallard), 2610 nucleotides long. RefSeq names its product opioid receptor kappa 1 (gene OPRK1). Gene Ontology annotation, cellular component: plasma membrane; neuron projection. Gene Ontology annotation, biological process: G protein-coupled opioid receptor signaling pathway; neuropeptide signaling pathway; sensory perception of pain. The record is from RefSeq and is a predicted model, not a curated record. NCBI's taxonomy places the organism in Eukaryota, Metazoa, Chordata, Aves, Anseriformes, Anatidae. Gene Ontology annotation, molecular function: neuropeptide binding; dynorphin receptor activity.